AAAGAUUUGGACAAGAACAGCGCUGAUCCGAAGUAAACCAAACAAAUCUAGACAUUGCAUGUUCUAUGCUUGUUCAGGACGUAACAAGACCCUUAACGAAGAGCUUCUCCGAUACGGCCGUCUUUACUCAACUGUCGAUUUCCCAGUAGGAACUAUUUUGAAACUAACCCAUUCUUCUAGAUCGGUUUCUGUUAUUUUUAUUCUUUUACGGAAAAUUUAGACAAUAUUAAGAACAACGUAAACUGUGUUAUUCAGACACUCAAAUGGCAACGAAAGAACAUAAAGAUUUGUCUGACAUUGUGAAGGGAACUCAUGCCCUGUUACGCGCUGAGUAUCAGCGAUAUGGUGCUGAAGUAGCGUGGGAGCACCACGUGUCGCAAAAUGACGUUUUGCAGAAAUAUGCUGUAUCCAUGCAAAAGUUGGCCACUAAAUGCUGGAUGGAGAAUAAUUUGAAUCCAAGGAACGAUACAUACUGUAGAAUAACAUGGAUAAAAAUUCAGUGCAGGGAAUACUUUCUCAACGGCGGCAAAAAGAAGUACGACGAACGGGAGCGAGAUAUAAGCAUCAAGAUGGCUCUGAAUGAAGCGAGCAAUGAAAAUUUUCAAAUCUCCAACGAUAACUGCGGCUAUAUGGCAAAAGAACUACAAAAUACUUAUGAGCGAAGAGUAUCACUGGAUGUACUGGAUGUAGGAAGUUGUUACAAUCCUCUCGGUGACGAAGAUAUUUUCAACGUCACUGCGAUAGACUUGACUCCUGCGACGAACACAGUUUUUCGAUCCGAUUUUCUGAAUGUCGCGAUCGGGAAAGAGAAGAUUCUUUCACAGGAUGAGCGUGAACUCCGUCAGUUAGCUGUGAAUUCGUUUGAUGCUGUAGUGUUCUCCCUGUUGCUGGAAUAUUUUCCAUGCCCAAGACAAAGAUACAUCUGUUGCAGGAAUGCCUACGAUGUAUUGAAAAAUGGUGGCAUAUUGAUUAUCGUGAGCCCGGAUUCUAAGCACGUCGGUGCAAACGCGAAACUGAUGAAAUCUUGGAGAUACACGCUGAGUAAAUUAGGAUUUAUGAGAAUUAAGUAUGAAAAACUGCAUCAUAUACAUUGUCUGGUAUUCAGGAAAUGUAUAUGUAAAAAUGUAGCAAUACGUUGGGCCGAUCUGCAUAGUUUCUCCAAGGAUGAUGAAAAAUAUAUAUCUGACGAGCAAAUUUUUAUUCCGCAAGACUUUCAGAAUAUUUGUUUUAAGGAAAAACAAAAAAAUAUUACAUAUGAAUAUGAUAAAAAUGACUUAAUAAGUACUUUUUCCGAAUUGCCUUUUGAUAACAAAGCAUUUCAAUAAAAACAUGUGAAUGUGUUAAUUAUAGAAUAAAACA
Molecule: messenger RNA, 1359 nt
Organism: Harpegnathos saltator (Jerdon's jumping ant)
Lineage: Eukaryota; Metazoa; Arthropoda; Insecta; Hymenoptera; Formicidae
Gene: Samtor
Product: S-adenosylmethionine sensor upstream of TORC1
Exons: 3
Coding region: 264-1325 (353 amino acids)
Biological process (GO): negative regulation of TORC1 signaling
Molecular function (GO): S-adenosylmethionine-dependent methyltransferase activity
Source: RefSeq, a predicted model, not a curated record